CCCCCCCCCCCCCAAUUUGCAGGGUUAUUGACUUGUCUCACGCCCUUGAUUUUCCAUCGUACUCGCGUUCGCUUCCUGAGCGGCAUCAAACAAUGCUCGUCUAGCCAUGCGAGGGAAAAUAUCGCAGAAUUUAGGCAUCGGCCUCGGAGUACGGCCAUUUUCCCGCGACACUCCCCAAGACUUACUACCUAGUUGUCUGUGCCUCAGUUGAACCUGUAGUAUAUCUGACUCAGCCAUAUAUUCAGCUGUGGCUGCACGUCGGUUUUAUUUAUACAACCCCAACUCCCUCAUCACGGCAACCGUCUUCUGCCCACCAAGCAACCACAAUAUACGACUCCGUGAACCGAGGCACCACUUCAUUGGGAGAAUUAUCAUAUCGCAAGAAUCCAUCAUGGCUGCCGACAUCACAGCUACGUUGGGCUUGCCCGACCUCGUCAAACCCGUUCUCAGCAAUAUCACCAAGCCGAGUAUCGCCAACGUCAGCUCUCCAGUUCUCGCCACCAUUGUUCGCGACGCCUACCGCGCUGCCUUCAAGGCCCGUGUCGCCGCCGGUGAAGCAAGGCCAUACGUGUUUCCCUACAACAUGUUUGCUAGUCACAUCCUUCCGAUUCUCUACAUGUCUAUCCCCCACACGAAGCGGCCAUGGCUCUACCGUGCGAGAUGGCUUGUUGUCGCUUUUAUCAUCAUAUUCGACCUAGACAUCAUGAAAUACACCUCCAGCACCAACAUGUCCGUAUCGUAUGUCGUCGGGGUACACUCAUUUUUCGGCAUCAUGAUCGCCCUCACCAUGUUGGUGUUCACAGCUCCGCAAUUCGACUACGAAAGAGUCGCUCGCAGAAAGGCCAAGAAGCCGGCAUCCUCUCCCAAAUCCUCAAAGCCCUCCAGCAGAUCCAACUCGCCGAAUGGGUCUGGGCUCAGGAAACGAGCUGGCAGCAAAAAGCGAAGACUCGCCCGAGUGACAGCACCAGAGGUCAACCUUGAUGAGUACGAAUAUUACUGGCAAGCUUAUCCGGAGGAUGGAACCUUCCUCGAAAGACUCAGCUGGGUCAUUGAUCUCUACACCAACUUCAGGGGAGUCGGUUGGUCUUGGGCCGUCUCGUCGGUACCUAGCCCAGCCCCUCCUGAACGACCCGGCACAGGCGAGAUGGUCAAGAUGGACACAAUACCAUUGGAGACAUUCGUCGGAUGCCAGACGUAUAAGGAUGAGAAUGAGUUCCUGCGAAGGAAGCUGCUCUCUAUUGGAGCUGCAUAUGUCUUCCUCGAUAUCUUCAAAGUCACCGUUAUGGAGGACCCCUAUUUCGUCCUCGGCAGCAGCUCCCUUCCCCUCCCUCCUCACCUAGCGGUACUCCCGUCUUGGCUCGUGCCUGUGUACCGUCAUGCUGCCGUCAUUGGUGUCAUUUACGCCGGGAUGGUCAUGAUUUUUAGCAUUCACGAUCUGUUCCAGUACUACUUCCUUAGCAAGGUCUACCCCAUUCGGGGUGAGCUGUGGCAAUAUGCGACAGUGUUCGGCUCCUUUAGCCAGAUCCUGGACAGGGGCUUGGCUGGAUUUUGGGGUUCUUGGUGGCAUCAGACUUUUCGGCAAUCCUUCUCCGCGCCGGUCAACUUUGCCAUUAAGCAAGGGUAUCUGAAAAAGGGGGCACGCAGCACGAAGAUGGUUAGCCUGUUGGUUGCCUUCCUCCUCUCGGGCCUGCUGCACGCCGCCGGAAGCGUCAGCUCGAUCCCCGAUACGAAGUGGUGGAAGCCUGCUCUCUUCUUCUGGCUGUCAGGCGUGGGUGUGGUCGUCCAGCAGUCGUUCUGCACCACCCUGAAGCCUCAGAUUUCGAGGCUGCCCCGCGUCUUGAGGAGGCUCGGAAACCUUCUCUACGUGGCCCUGUGGCUGCACAUCACCGUCCAGCCGCUGACGGACGACUUUGCGCAGACCGGUCUGUGGCUCAUGGAGCCCGUCCCCGUUUCUCUUGUUCGUGCGUUGGGUUUCGGACGCGGAGAGGUCUCUUGGUGGAAGCCCGACAUGGAAUCGUUUUUACAUUGGCAUACUGGAAAGCAUUGGUGGGACUCUGGGUUCAGGUAUUAGAGCAUGGGCGCAGGCCUUAUUACAGCGUUAGAGUCCGAACGAGCUAUAGUUUCAAACCGUCUCAUAUAUCGCAAAGAUACUCGUUUCUCUUCUCCUCG
This is a messenger RNA of Colletotrichum navitas, 2169 nucleotides long. Its product is annotated as membrane bound O-acyl transferase family-domain-containing protein. The coding region runs from base 392 to 2071 and encodes 559 amino acids. Gene Ontology annotation, biological process: lipid metabolic process. NCBI's taxonomy places the organism in Eukaryota, Fungi, Ascomycota, Sordariomycetes, Glomerellales, Glomerellaceae. The record is from RefSeq and is a predicted model, not a curated record. The transcript is spliced from 3 exons.